This is a messenger RNA of Rubroshorea leprosula, 1018 nucleotides long. Lineage: Eukaryota; Viridiplantae; Streptophyta; Magnoliopsida; Malvales; Dipterocarpaceae. The record is from the annotation of a GenBank genome assembly.
GUCGUCGAGGCUGGAGCUGGGCAGACUCCGGAUUCCAAUUUGACGACUUCUUUCCGGUUUCGAAUCCAAUUUCUCUGCUGGUGGAAAAUUCAGUUUAGAAGGAGAUGGGUACGGUGAACCCAGUUUGGAAGAAUUGUUGGAGCAGAGGAAGCGAAUCAGGAACCCUCUUGUUCCAGUGCACUUAUGACUAUGGGGGUGCUCACUGCUGGAUUAAUCAGUUUUAGGCCAGGCAAUUCCAAGUUGGAUCAGAUGUUAAUGACAGCUACGGUGGUUGUUCAGGGGGCAACAGUGGCACUUAUGGUUUGCACAGCAUGCUACUAUGAUGGAAAUCUCUGGAAAUCGAGUAAGUUGAUCCUUAUACCCUUAAAUCAUGAUGCAUACUCACGAACAUUCAGCUAACACAUUUGCAUACUGCAACCAGGUAAAUGCCUAGCUGUUGUACAGAUUUUUAGUCAUUAAAUUAAUCUAUCCUUCGUCACAGAUUUAACAAGUAACAAACUCUUGCCUUUACCGUACACAAAACCUGAUAUGGAAGAACUCCUAUAGCUUCUUCAAUUUCCUGUGUUCUGCUGCCCAGCAGAACUUCCCACCUUUUCUUUUCCUCUCUCAGCUGAAGGGUCGGUGCAAAAUGAUAAGUUUGAGCCUAUAUUCAUUCAAACUUUAACAAUUCAGACGAAUAGACAACUUUAGUGGAAAAUCAAUGAAAUCCACUAAAUCUUCUAAAAGUCUAAACAUGCAGACCUUUUACAUCGAACUCUCACUGUUACAUGCAGCAAACAGAAUAACCAUGCAUAUCUAAUCCCAAUCUGUAAAUAGUUAAUUCGCGCAAUCUUAUCAGCUUCUAAUAUUAAGUUCUAUAAGUUCUAUUAUCUUAACAAUUAAGGCCAGAACUUCCUAGCUUAUGACAGAUAGGGAUAAUAGUUUACCCAACCAUGCAAUUAAGGACUGGUUUAUGACACUUUUGUAUUUCAAAUAUGGAAUUUUAUAAGUCUACUGUCAAUAAAAUUACCAUUCCAAG